Molecule: messenger RNA, 3227 nt
Organism: Melopsittacus undulatus (budgerigar)
Lineage: Eukaryota; Metazoa; Chordata; Aves; Psittaciformes; Psittaculidae
Gene: GNAI1
Product: G protein subunit alpha i1
Exons: 9
Coding region: 355-1419 (354 amino acids)
Biological process (GO): adenylate cyclase-modulating G protein-coupled receptor signaling pathway
Cellular component (GO): heterotrimeric G-protein complex
Molecular function (GO): GTP binding; G-protein beta/gamma-subunit complex binding; GTPase activity
Source: RefSeq, a predicted model, not a curated record
UGCGCGCCGCCGAUCGCCUCCGUCGGGGCGGGGGCGGUGCCGCGGGAGCUGCAGCCUCCUCUCGGCCCGCGGCGGCCCCGGUUCGUGCGUUGGUCCCGUUGUUGCUCCCGCUCCCCUUAUCCCGGGGCGGGUUUCAGCGUAAGCUUCCCGCUCCCCUCUGCUCGCUUGUGAGUGAGGUAAACUCGGUAUCUGGUACCUCCGCCGCCGUUGCCUUUCAGGUGAGGGAGGUAGGGAAGCAGAAAGAGCUCGGAGACACUCACUCCCCACCUCCGGUGCCCCUCCGGCGGCCCCGCGCGCGAAGCCCCACCGCUCCUUCGCUUCUCCCGGCGAAGUAAAACCAGCCCCUUCCCCAAUAUGGGCUGCACGUUGAGCGCCGAGGACAAGGCGGCGGUGGAGAGGAGCAAGAUGAUCGACCGGAACCUGCGAGAGGAUGGCGAGAAGGCGGCCAGGGAGGUCAAGCUGCUCCUCUUAGGAGCUGGUGAAUCAGGAAAAAGCACAAUUGUCAAACAAAUGAAGAUUAUCCAUGAAGCUGGUUAUUCAGAAGAAGAAUGUAAACAGUACAAAGCUGUUGUCUACAGUAACACCAUUCAGUCCAUUAUUGCUAUCAUUAGAGCAAUGGGGAGGUUGAAGAUAGACUUUGGUGAUCCAGGCAGGGCUGAUGAUGCUCGUCAACUCUUUGUGUUAGCUGGAGCAGCAGAAGAAGGAUUUAUGACUUCAGAGCUUGCUGGAGUCAUCAAGAGACUGUGGAAAGACAGUGGAGUUCAAGCUUGCUUCAACAGAUCUAGAGAAUACCAGCUUAAUGACUCUGCUGCUUAUUACUUGAAUGACUUGGACAGGAUAGCACAAACCAGCUAUAUUCCAACCCAACAGGAUGUUCUCAGGACUAGAGUGAAAACUACAGGAAUAGUGGAAACUCAUUUUACAUUCAAAGAUCUUCAUUUUAAAAUGUUUGAUGUUGGAGGCCAGAGAUCAGAGCGGAAAAAGUGGAUUCAUUGUUUUGAGGGUGUUACAGCAAUUAUUUUUUGUGUGGCAUUAAGUGAUUAUGACUUGGUCUUGGCUGAAGAUGAGGAAAUGAAUCGGAUGCAUGAAAGCAUGAAAUUGUUUGACAGUAUCUGCAACAAUAAGUGGUUCACAGACACUUCUAUUAUUCUCUUCCUGAACAAGAAAGAUCUUUUUGAAGAAAAAAUCAAAAGGAGUCCUCUCACUAUUUGCUACCCUGAAUAUGCAGGGUCAAACACUUAUGAAGAAGCAGCUGCUUACAUUCAGUGUCAGUUUGAAGAUCUUAACAAGAGAAAAGACACGAAGGAAAUCUACACUCACUUCACAUGUGCCACAGACACAAAAAAUGUGCAGUUUGUUUUCGAUGCUGUAACCGAUGUCAUUAUUAAAAAUAACCUUAAAGACUGUGGCCUCUUCUGAGAGCAGACAGAAGGUUGAUAAAUGGUUUGGAGAAGACAUCGCACAAUUCUAAUCUGAUUCUUUUCAAGGUGAAAGAAAUGAAAAAUGCAUUGUGCUGAAUGAUAGAUCAGUACUGUACUUGCCUGUUUUAACAGCUUUAUUUAUGUUUGUCUUGUAAAUUUAAGUAAUUAGUUAACACUGAGAUGUCAGUUGAUUGUAUGUAUACUUAUAAUUGUAGUAAUGUAUUUGUAUAAACAUUGAAUGGAAUAUUUUAGUAACUUGAUGUCCUCUAAACUUUCCAUGUUUUAUGAAGAUACUCUUAGGGGAGACAGAUCUUUUUGCCUUUGGAUUAUUUAAACAUCUUGUAAAAUUAAAUUUUCUUUUCAUCUUAAGGGUGCAUGCUGCCUUAUUCUUUACUUUUGUUGGUAAUACUGUAUAUGGUGUUAGCUUUUUUGAUAUUUAAACAGCCUCAUACACCUGCUCAGACUUAAAGAAAUAUAACCAAUAAAACUUAUGUUUGCCUUAAGUUUCAGGGGAAAAAAAAUCUUUUUAUAAAUUUAAGAUAAAUGCAAGGAUUAUUUUUUAAAUUUAAAUGAAAUCCAUAGUUUAUGAAAUCUGGACAUUUUCAGUCUUUGCAGUACAAAUGUGACAACACUAAAAUUGAAUUUUAAGGUUCCACUGUCAUUGAAGCUGUUGGAAAUGCAAAAAGGAAGUUGUUAAAACCAUUCUUAUCAAUAAAGUUUGAAACUGUGGUCUUUACUCAGUGAAGUGAAUGUCAAAAUUACUUUUUUACGUAGUUAACAAAGGCUGGAGUUCAGAGUAAUGUUUUUUUUUUCUGCUUAGCUUAAAAGUCAAAUCAUGUUCUCUUUAAACAUUUUGCUAUUUUCUGGUAAUAAACUAGUUUGAUAAUCAUAGAAAUAUCAGAUUCUCCUCCAAGACAUGGCACAGUGGCAUCACAGAUUAAAGCUAUAUCCUAUUGCGUAUAGAAGGAAUCAUCAGUAUUUUGAAUAGAGUGUUUUAAUAACUUGCAAAUGCUGAUUAAUUUCUUUAAUUAUAAUUAAAGUCUCGCAGUUUCUUUAACAAGCUAAAAUGUAUGAUUUUCUUCUGAUUUUGCGUUCAUUAUGUGUUCUGCUAUCUUAGGUACAUAUCAUCAAUUGCCUUAUGGGUAGUGCCAAAACUGAUUUUUUUUAUACAAGUUUUAAAAUGAAUAAGCUCCUGUUUGUAAAUAAGUUCAUGGAUGGUUGUCUUAAAUGUAUGUCAUCUAGAAAGUACAAAUGUACCAAACUUGGAAAUAUGGUUUUCUAUAAUUGUUAAAAUAUUUCAGGCAGCUACAGUAUACCAUAGGCUCUUUGAGAACUAAAUAAGUCUUUCAACCUCUUGCUAUUUUUCUAUAUUAACAUUUAUGUUCUUAUUGUUCAGCUGAACUAUUUAAGUCAUUGUUCUGUUAUUUAAUUUUUGACUGUGUGUUUUAUUUAGGCCUCAGUUUGAGUAAAACUUUUCUGCACUUCUCAUUCUUUAAUGCAUUCUUUGUUAGAUACAGAAUUGCUGAAUAUGUUUCAAAUGAAAGAUUAGAAAGGAGGUAACUUAUUACUGGAGUUUGUUAAAUAUAUUCAUACAUUAUAAGCUCUUUCACCAGUUAUGGUAAACAGUCUGUAUAUGCUAGGCUGCUUUUAGUUGUGCUUUAUGGUUCUGGAUACAUAACUGAUUUUAAAUCUCAUUGAACUACUUUGUGGAAAUUGUAUUUACACCUACGUUCAAGUUGGUUUUUGUACUAAAUGUAAAUCUAGAAUUGGGAUUAAUCAAAUAAAUCUAAAUUUUGUGCCUUGCUU